AUGUCUGCACGGAGACAGACUCCACCCGCCGCGGAGGCGAGGGUGGUCCUGCAACCCCUAAUAACUCAAGACAUGGAGGAACAGAGCCUCGAAAUGGAGAAAAGAAAAAGGACAGAGGAGGAAGAGAAGGAAGCGAAACAGAGAGAUUCGCGACCGCUAGACGAGAAAACCCGGCCCGUACCCGACAUUAGGGUACAGGCUGGCGAAAUAGAAAACAAGAUGCUAGCCUUCUGCCUUGAUCCCAACAAGAAGGUGAGCAAGGACCAAACCGCAAUAUUCAUGCGGUACAUCAAAGACAUGAGGGGGAUAGUGGAGGAACUCCUCCUCCAAAACAGUUAUCUGGCCGGUAAGCUAGAACAGAGUACCGGCACAGAAAAGAAAGAAGUUGAGAUUCUGAGCGCGGCGAAUAAGUCGCUGCAAGCCAGCAAACGGCUGGAGACAGCGGUAAAGAAAACCGCAAGGACAGAGCAAAAGGAGCCCUCCUACGCGGAGAAGGUAAAAAUGACCAGUAAUAAGGUCGGGCAGAGCGCCGUGAAACCACCGAAGAAUGUGAUCACCGCUGUAAAGAAGAUCAGCGGGAAUGGCCUAGUCGUGGAAACGACGAAACCGGAGGGAUUAAAAGCGUUCACGGAGAACGCGAAAUUGAAGGAGGCUGGCCUAAAAACCAGUACUCCGCAAAGGAGACAACCCCCGGUGAUAGUAUAUGAUCUACCGCGGAAUAUUCCGGAGAAGGAAAUAAUGGCCUGUAUGAAGAAGCAGAACCAGGACAGGCUGAAAGAUGAAGACGUGGAAGCCAUCAAGUUCUGCUUCAGGACUGGCCGCAAAGACUGUGAAGAAACCAACUGGGUCCGCGACUACAUCGCGGUUAGUCGCUGCUACAAGUGCCAGGGGUACGGGCAUGUGGCAAAAUACUGCCGCAUAAACUAUGAAAUCUGCGCGCACUGCGCGGAGAGCGGACACAACACGAAAAAGUGCAAAAAUAAGGAGAAGAACGCCAGCUGCGUGAACUGCAGGAAGGCAGGAAAGAAGGGCGAUCACGCAGCCUCCAACGCGAACUGCUUUAUGUACAAGAAGGCGUUGGAAAUAGCCGUUUCAAGAAUGAAAUAUGAAUUGGGCGAUAAACAAUGA
This is a messenger RNA of Bombus pyrosoma, 1128 nucleotides long. RefSeq lists its product as uncharacterized. The transcript is spliced from 3 exons. The record is from RefSeq and is a predicted model, not a curated record. Gene Ontology annotation, molecular function: nucleic acid binding; zinc ion binding. NCBI's taxonomy places the organism in Eukaryota, Metazoa, Arthropoda, Insecta, Hymenoptera, Apidae. Bases 1 to 1128 code for a protein of 375 amino acids.